Molecule: messenger RNA, 3372 nt
Organism: Chrysochloris asiatica (Cape golden mole)
Lineage: Eukaryota; Metazoa; Chordata; Mammalia; Afrosoricida; Chrysochloridae
Gene: TAF2
Product: TAF2 RNA polymerase II, TATA box binding protein (TBP)-associated factor, 150kDa
Exons: 24
Coding region: 1-3372 (1123 amino acids)
Biological process (GO): transcription initiation at RNA polymerase II promoter
Cellular component (GO): transcription factor TFIID complex
Molecular function (GO): chromatin binding; transcription cis-regulatory region binding; RNA polymerase II general transcription initiation factor activity
Source: RefSeq, a predicted model, not a curated record
AUGCCUCCGACUGGUUUAGAGCCCGCCCGGAUGAACAGGAAGAAGGGCGACAAGGGCUUUGAAAGCCCAAGACCAUAUAAAUUAACCCAUCAAGUGGUUUGCAUCAACAACAUAAACUUCCAGAGAAAGUCUGUUGUGGGAUUUGUGGAGCUGACUAUAUUUCCCACAGUUGCAAACUUGAAUAGAAUCAAGUUGAACAGUAAACAGUGCAGAAUAUACCGAGUGAGAGUCAACGAUUUGGAGGCUGCCUUUAUUUAUAAUGAUCCAACACUAGAAGUUUGUCACAAUGAAUCCAAACAGAGAAAUCUAAAUUAUUUUUCUAACGCCUAUGCGGCUGCAGUUACUGCUGUAGAUCCCGAUGCGGGAAAUGGAGAACUCUGCAUUAAAGUUCCCUCAGAGCUGUGGAAACAUGUUGAUGAGUUAAAGGUCCUGAAAAUACACAUCAAUUUCUCUUUGGAUCAGCCAAAAGGAGGUCUUCAUUUUGUGGUGCCCAAUGUAGAGGGCAGCAUGGCUGAGAGAGGUGCUCAUGUUUUCUCUUGUGGGUAUCAAAAUUCCACAAGAUUUUGGUUUCCGUGUGUUGAUUCAUACUCUGAAUUAUGUACGUGGAAGCUGGAAUUUACAGUAGACGCUGCAAUGGUGGCUGUUUCCAGUGGGGAUCUGGUGGAGACUGUGUAUACCCAUGAUAUGAGGAAGAAGACCUUCCACUAUAUGCUGACCAUUCCAACAGCGGCCUCAAAUAUCUCCUUGGCCAUUGGACCUUUUGAAAUACUUGUAGAUCCAUAUAUGCAUGAAGUUACUCAUUUUUGUUUGCCCCAACUUCUUCCAUUGCUGAAGCAUACCACGUCCUAUCUCCAUGAGGUCUUUGAGUUUUAUGAGGAGAUUCUUACAUGUCGAUACCCAUACUCCUGCUUUAAGACUGUGUUCAUUGAUGAAGCUUACGUUGAAGUAGCUGCUUAUGCUUCCAUGAGCAUUUUUAGUACAAAUCUUUUGCACAGUGCCCUAAUUAUAGACGAGACCCCUUUGACUAGAAGGUGUUUAGCACAGUCCUUGGCUCAGCAGUUUUUUGGUUGUUUCAUAUCCAGAAUGUCUUGGUCUGAUGAGUGGGUGCUGAAGGGGAUUUCAGGCUAUAUUUAUGGACUUUGGAUGAAAAAAACGUUUGGUGUUAAUGAGUACCGCCAUUGGAUUAAAGAGGUGUUCAAUAAACUGCUAAGUCUGGCUAGUACUGCUUCAUCUCAGAAGUUCCAGUCACAUAUGUGGAGUCAGAUGUUGGUUUCCACAUCUGGGUUUUUGAAAUCCAUCUCUAAUGUCUCUGGCAAAGACAUCCAGCCUUUAAUAAAGCAGUGGGUAGACCAGAGUGGAGUGGUAAAAUUUUAUGGAAGUUUUGCAUUUAAUAGAAAACGAAAUGUUUUAGAAUUGGAAAUAAAACAAGAUUAUACAUCUCCUGGAACUCAGAAAUAUGUGGGACCACUUAAAGUGACAGUACAGGAGUUAGAUGGAUCCUUCAAUCAUACACUGCAAAUUGAAGAAAACAGCCUGAAACAUGACAUACCCUGCCAUUCCAAAAGCAGAAGAAAUAAGAAGAAAAAAAUUCCACUGAUGAAUGGAGAAGAAGUCGACAUGGAUCUUUCUGCAAUGGAUGCUGAUUCCCCAUUGCUGUGGAUCAGGAUCGACCCCGAUAUGUCAGUACUGAGGAAGGUGGAAUUUGAACAGGCAGACUUUAUGUGGCAGUAUCAGCUCCGCUACGAGAGGGAUGUUGUCGCACAGCAGGAAUCCAUUUUGGCUUUGGAAAAGUUCCCUACUCCAGCAUCUCGCCUUGCGCUCACCGGCAUCUUAGAUCAAGAACAGUGUUUCUACCGCGUGAGAAUGGCGGCUUGCUUCUGCCUUGCAAAGAUUGCAAAUUCAAUGGUGAGCACAUGGACAGGACCGCCAGCCAUGAAGUCACUCUUCACCAGAAUGUUCUGUUGUAAAACUUGUCCAAACAUUGUGAAAACAAACAACUUCAUGAGUUUUCAAAGUUAUUUUCUACAGAAGACUAUGCCAGUUGCAAUGGCUUUGUUGAGAGACGUUCAUAAUCUCUGCCCCAAAGAAGUCUUAACAUUCAUUUUAGAUUUAAUCAAGUAUAAUGACAACAGAAAAAAUAAGUUUUCAGAUAACUAUUACCGUGCAGAGAUGAUCGAUGCUCUUGCCAACUCUGUUACACCUGCAGUCAGUGUGAAUAAUGAGCUUCGGACUUUGGAGAACUUGAAUCCGGAUGUGCGACUCAUUCUUGAAGAAAUCACCAGGUUUUUAAAUAUGGAAAAACUUCUUCCAAGUUACAGGCAUACUGUCACGGUCAGUUGCUUGAGAGCCAUACGGGUGCUUCAGAAGAACGGGCAUGUGCCAAGUGAUCCAGCUCUUUUUAAGUCUUAUGCUGAAUAUGGCCACUUUGUGGACAUUAGGAUAGCCGCUUUGGAAGCAGUUGUUGAUUACACUAAAGUGGACAGGAGUUACGAAGAGCUACAAUGGCUGCUUAAUAUGAUUCAGACUGACCCUGUACCAUAUGUAAGGCAUAAGAUUCUAAACAUGUUGACUAAGAAUCCACCUUUUACUAAGAACAUGGAGUCUCCCUUAUGCAGUGAAGCCCUGGUAGAUCAACUUUGGAAACUUAUGAAUUCUGGAACUGCACAUGACUGGAGGUUGCGGUGUGGUGCUGUGGACUUGUAUUUCACACUCUUUGGCCUCAGUAGACCUUCCUGCUUACCUUUGCCAGAACUUGGGUUGGUUCUUAAUCUAAAGGAGAAAAAAGCUGUGUUGAAUCCUACCAUCAUUCCAGAGGCUGUAGCUGGCAACCCAGAAGCUGCAAGUAAUCUAGGCGGUCACCCUCAGCUCAUUGGAUUUCAGAACGCUUUCUCAAAUUCUCAAGACGAAGAGGAAAUUGACAUGGAUACUGUUCAUGAUAGUCAGGCUUUCAUUUCUCAUCACCUGAACAUGCUGGAAAGGCCAUCGACUCCAGGACUGUCUAAAUUUCGAUCAGUGUUGGUGCCUCAGCUGCCGCCAGACUGCGAUGACCCACCCACCACGAAACCCCCUUGGAGUCUGGAGCUUGCACGGAAAGGAACAGGUAAAGAGCAGUCACCUCUGGAGAUGAGCAUGCACUCGGCGGUGGCAGCCUCCCUAGCGGUGUUCACCAAAGAGCCCACCUCCUCCAAACACAGUGACCGCCACCACCACCACCACCACCACCACCACGAGCACAAGAAGAAGAAGAAGCACAAACACAAACACAAACACAAGCACAAGCAUGACAGCAAGGACAAGGAGCAGGAACCCUUCACUUUCCACAGCGCCUGCCAGGCCUGCGGGGAGACCGGCGCUGCCCGUGAGAGGCUCUAA